This is a messenger RNA of Rhinolophus ferrumequinum (greater horseshoe bat), 450 nucleotides long. RefSeq names its product 60S ribosomal protein L28-like. Gene Ontology annotation, biological process: translation. Gene Ontology annotation, molecular function: structural constituent of ribosome. Gene Ontology annotation, cellular component: ribosome; cytosolic large ribosomal subunit. Bases 1 to 450 code for a protein of 149 amino acids. The record is from RefSeq and is a predicted model, not a curated record. Lineage: Eukaryota; Metazoa; Chordata; Mammalia; Chiroptera; Rhinolophidae. The transcript has a single exon.
AUGCUGUGGAGUUUCCUAAAAUCUCUCAAAGGUUCACAAAACCCAAAUAAGCAAUGGAUGGUUGUGUGCGACUGCUCCAGCUUCCUGACCAAAAGGAACAAGCAGACUUAUAACACCAAGUCCAAUAAUCUGAAGACCCACAACUCCUUCUGCUACAAUGGGCUGAUUCACUGCAAGAUGGUGGAUGUGGAGCCAGCAGCCAAUGGCAAAGGUGUUGUGGUUAUCAUAAAGCAGAGAUCAAGCCAGCGAAAGCCAGCCACCUUCUACAUGUGGACCACCAUCAAUGAGAAUGCCCAGACUACCUUCAGCAGCAUCUGGCACAUGAUCCACAAGAAAAGACACGGCCUGGACUUGCGCAUGGCCACCAUCUGUAGAGCCAGUGCCAUCCUGUGUAGCCAGAAGUCUGUGACGUUGAUGAGGAAGUGGGCUCACCCCACUAACAGCUCCUGA